GUCAGAUUUGUGUGAUGUUUUACCUUCAAUGAGGAGGUGUCUGUCACAUUUUUACCAUGCUGGACAUGAAAGUAAGAAAGAAGCUGGCAAGGAAAUGUGUUUUUUGUUCCCCCUCUCAGUCUUCGGUCUGCCAGAACCUCCCACCCGCAUGCCGCCAGACUCAGGUUGUCACUGCCUCCUCCUCUUCCCAUCUCAUGUCCAGAGCAAACAAUAUUAUCACACCCCUAUUAGGAUGGCAAUGAGGACCACCAAAACAAUCCCUUGCUUUUUUUUGAAUGUAUAAAAGUUUUGAAGAAACACACUGUACCUGAAACAACGGGAAUUGCAAGGAAAGUGAAGGGGAUGCCUGGAAUUAAAUUAAUAUGUCUAAUCAAAGUAAUUUUCUCAAGCAAACCCAUAUAUAAUUCAUUCAAAAUUCAAAUUCCUUGACCUUUACUUUAGAAAUUGGAUGAACCUACGAGAUGCUGAUACGGGAAAGGUCCUUUGGCAAGCCAGUGAAGACUUGUUAAAUGAAUUUGACAGGUCUCAUCCUGGAAUGGAACAUGAAGCCAGAGUACCAAAAAAAAUCCUCAAAUGUCGAGCUGUAUCCAGGGAGAUUAACUUUUCUUCAGUUGAACCCAUGGAAAAAUUCAGACUUGAACAGAAAGUUCUCUUCAAGGGACAGUGCCUGGAAGAGUGGCUGUUUGAGUUUGGCUUUGUUAUCCCCAAUUCCACCAACACAUGGCAGAGCAUUAUUGAAGCUGCACCUGAAUCUCAGAUGAUGCCUGCCAAUAUCCUCAACGGGAAUGUGGUGAUUGAGACCAAAUUCUUUGAUGAUGACCUCCUAGUCUCCACCUCAAAUGUGCGGCUCUUCUACAUCUGAUCUCAUUGCUUUCAUGUCCCACCAGGGCCUCAACCUCCCAGUGUUCACUCAGGAUGGAUAGAGAUCAUCUGAGCAUUCACAAGAUGAUGCCUCUCACUGUGAAUCUUAUGGCUUCAUACCACAAUUUCCCUUUUCCAUUUCUGAUUAUCAUUUAACCUUGUACUGCCUGUGAUUCUAGUCAUUUUCACUGACUGAAAUGAACUGCAGACAAUCCUUUGCUUACAGGAUUACAGUAUCAAUCCCAAAGUUUCUUGUUUGUAUUUGAUGCCUCUUGAACUAUUUCAUCCAGUCUUCUUUGGCUAUUUUUACUUGUAAGUUUUCCAAUCAUCUGGCAAAAGGUGUCAAGUUCAACUUCUUCACUAAACAGAGACACAAACCCUAGGGGCACAGUACUGGAU
Darwinula stevensoni is the source of this 1260-nucleotide messenger RNA. The record is from the annotation of a GenBank genome assembly. Lineage: Eukaryota; Metazoa; Arthropoda; Ostracoda; Podocopida; Darwinulidae.